Molecule: messenger RNA, 3993 nt
Organism: Carya illinoinensis
Lineage: Eukaryota; Viridiplantae; Streptophyta; Magnoliopsida; Fagales; Juglandaceae
Product: glutamate receptor 2.3-like
Exons: 12
Coding region: 1-3993 (1330 amino acids)
Cellular component (GO): plasma membrane
Molecular function (GO): glutamate-gated receptor activity; RNA-DNA hybrid ribonuclease activity; nucleic acid binding
Source: RefSeq, a predicted model, not a curated record
AUGGCUUUGAAGUUAAGACCCCUUUCUUUGAAAAUUGCUUUGUCUCUUUUCUUUUUCAUUGUUACUUCUGGAAGGAUUUUCAUGGGAAAGGCACAAAACAAGACAUUCAUCCCAGUUAAGGUGGGUGUCAUUCUUGACUUGGAUACAUGGAAGGGGAGGAUGGGACAGAGUUGCAUCAAAAUGGCUCUUUCGGAUUUCUAUGCCUCCAACAGUCACUACAAAACCAGGCUGGUUCUUGACACCAGGGACUCCAAAAAUGAUGUUGUUGAAGCAGCUGUUGCAGCUCUAUACUUGAUAAAAAAUACAGAGGUGCAAGCCAUCAUAGGGCCACAAAACUCAAUGCAGGCAAACUUUGUCAUUGAUCUCGGGGAGAAAGCUCAGGUGCCACUUAUCUCAUUUUCAGCAACAAGCCCUUCACUUAGGAGUGAAUACUUUUUUCGAGUUGCUCAAAAUGACUCAGCUCAAGUGAAAGCAAUAAGUGCAGUUGUUAAAGCCUUUGGAUGGAAACAAGUUGUGCCCAUCUACAUAGACAAUGAGUAUGGGGAAGGUAUCAUACCCUUCUUGAUUGAUGCCUUGCAAGAUGUUGAUGCUCAUGUGCCCUAUCGAAGUGUCAUUGCUCCAUUGGCCACAGAUGACAAAAUUAGUGAGGAACUUUACAAGUUAAUGACAAUGCAAAUUAGAGUCUUCAUUGUGCAUAUGUCACAGAUCAAUCUUAGUUCUUGGCUUUUCACCAAAGCGAAAGAGAUUGGAAUGAUAAGUGAAGGUUAUGUUUGGAUCGUUACCAGUGAGAUAGCCAAUUACUUAAGCUCAAUAGAACCUUCAGUAUUUGACUCAAUGCAAGGAGUAUUGGGUGUAAAGACUUACUUCCCCAAGACAAAAGAGCUUGAAAAUUUUGCAGUUCGAUGGAAAAGGACAUUCCAAAAAGAAAAUCCCAAUAUUACCAAUGUUGACUUGAAUGUCUUUGGCCUAUGGGCUUAUGAUGCUGCUUCAGCACUAGCCACAGCAGUUGAGAAGGUUGGGGGUGAAAAUCUUGGUUCUAAGCAGAUGAAUGCUUCAAGCAACUUAAUUGAUCUUGAAACUAUUGGGGUCUCCGAAAAUGGCCCAGAACUUUGUAAGGCAUUAUUGGGUGUUAGGUUUAGAGGCCUUUCUGGUGAAUUCAGUCUUCUUAAUGGAAAAAUAAAAUCAUCAACUUUUCAAAUAAUUAAUGUGAAUGAUGAUAUUGAAAGAGUGGUUGCAUUUUGGACUCCAGAAAAUGGACUAAGAAGGAAACUCAUGAAUUCAGCAAACACAAACUCAUAUUCUACUUCCAAGAACGACCUAAGACAUAUUACAUGGCCGGGUGAUAUAGAUCUUGUACCCAAAGGUUGGGAGAUUCCAACAAGUGGGAAGAAGCUUCAAAUAGGAGUUCCACUGACGGAUGGUUCUAGUAAAUUUGUUCAAGUCACACAUGAUCAUAGCACUAACACAAAACAGGUCAGUGGAUAUUCUAUAGCUGUCUUCGAUGCUGUGAUGGAAUCAUUACCAUAUGCUAUUAGAUAUGAGUUCUUUCCCUUCGAAAAGCCUGAUGGUGAAAGUGCCGGUACUCUCAAUGAUUUGGUCUAUCAAGUAUAUCAAGGGAGGUUCGAUGCCGUGGUAGGAGAUACAACAAUCAUAGAAAACAGGUCUAGAUAUGUAGACUUUACAUUACCAUACACGGAAUCUGGAGUGUCAAUGGUCGUGCCACUCCAAGAUAGGAGGAAAAACGCAUGGGUGUUCUUGAAGCCUUUAAGUUUGGACCUUUGGAUCACAAGUGUCUGUUUCUUUGUGUUAAUCGGGUUUGUGGUAUGGCUUCUUGAACACCGAGUAAAUGAGGAUUUUCGUGGGCUUCCUUCACAUCAGAUUGCGACAAGCAUAUGGUAUGCCUUCUCCACCAUGGUUUUCGCACAACGGGAGAUAGUGAUAAGCAAUUGUGCUAGGUUUGUUGUGAUCAUAUGGGUUUUUGUGGUGCUCAUACUUACUCAAAGCUACACUGCAAGUUUGGCAUCCUUCUUAACAGUUCAACAGCUGCAACCAACAGUUAGUGAUGUCAACCAACUUAUUAAGAAUGGGGAGAAGGUUGGCUACCAAAAAGAUUCUUUUGUUCUGGAUAUCUUAAAACAAAUGAAAUUUAAGGAUUUUCAACUAAAGCAAUAUAAUUCUAUGGAUGAAUGUGAUCAACUUUUGUCUAAAGGAAGCGCAAAUGGUGGUAUAGCUGCUGCUUUUGAUGAAAGCCCCUAUAUCAAGUUAUUUCUAGGAAAAUAUUGCUCAAAGUACAUCAUGGUUUCAUCAGUAUUCAAAACUAAUGGGUUUGGCUUUGUAUUCCCAAUAGGUUCCCCCCUUGUUGCAGAUAUUUCAAGGCAAAUCUUAAAUGUGACUGAAGGGGAGAAAAUGAAAGAGAUUGAAAGUGCAUGGUUACAGGAAAACACCAACUGUCCAGACCCUAACACCCCAGAUUUUCCCCCUAGUCUCAGCGUUGCUAGCUUUUGGGGCCUAUUCCUCAUUGCUGGGGUUGCUUCCUUGUUAGCUCUCAUUUUCUCCGUAGCUAUCUUCCUUUAUAAGGAAAGGCAGCACAUUUUCAUACCCUCUAAUCCAGAAGAUGACUCGAUCUGGAGAAGAAUUCUUCAGAUGUUUAGAAUAUUUGACAAAAAGGACCUUAGCUCGCAUAUGUUUAGAAAGAAAACAAUGUCUUUCAGAGACAUGGAAAGUAGUACUCAUGGUAUACAUGCAAAUGAUGUCUCAACAAGGAUGACAUGUUCGCCAAGGCCAUCAAAGAGUACAACACUGACAGAAAUCCAUUCUGGAUCCUUGGAAUUUCAUGAUUCAGGUUCUGACACCAUCUCAGCUGCUAGUCAUCCCCUAUCUCCUGCUAAUUUUCUUCCUUACUUGCUCGCUGGACUAAGCCCCAAUUAUGAUGCACUGGUCUCUUCUGUCACUACCUGGCUGGAACCUAGUUCACUUAAGGAAUUGCUUGGACAUCUACUAGCACAUGAAGCAAGGUUGAAUCAUCACUCUAACAUGAGUACCUUUUCUAUGGAUGCUUCUGCAAAUUUCACUGCAAACUACCCCUCUGAUUCACGUGGUAGGGGGUCUCAUUGUGGCCGUAAUCGCAGUUGUAAUGGUGGCCGCUAUAAUUCCAACAGGGGUCAUGGCAAUUAUGCAUGUCAUCAAUCCUUGAUGAAGGAAGCCAUCUUAAUUUCUAAUGAGUUUAGAGAGACCUAUGUUGGCAGAUUAAUUGAUCCAAUUACUAGAGGUUGGAACUUAGAUCAGCUUCAAGCUCUCUUCAAUCCAAGCUUGAUUGCUGAUGUUUUAAAAAUAAUGAUCUAUCCAAAUGAGCAGCCACCAGACAAGAUAAUUUGGUCCUUGGAAAGGAGUGGAAAAUUUAGUCUUGGAGACAACUCAUCACUAAUGCAAGUAGCAUUGACAGUGUUAGAGAAGGGACAGGAGGAUGUUCUUGCCAUUUUGUUUGCUAUUGCUUGGGGAUUUUGGUGGAGAAGAAACCAAAUGGUAUAUGAGCUGAGAAAUAUUGCAGUUCAGCAGUUAAAUGUAGAUGGAGCUAUUUUUGGUGAGAUUCAUAAGGCAAGUGUGGGUUUGGUGCUCAGGGAUGGGACUGGGAAGGUGAUUUUGGCUGCUAGUAAAGUAGAGCUUGAAGUAAACACUCACUUGACUGCUAAAGCCAUUGAGUUGCUAGCUAUUUUCUGGACAUUACAGUUGUGUGCUAGUAUGGGUAUCCAAAACUUGAUUGUGGAAUUGAAUUGCUUGAUGGCUAUACAAGUGCUCAACAAAGAGCUUGACUCUGCUGCAAUGUUAGAUCCUUUAUUGAGUGAAGUUAGAAAGUUGCAAAGUUUGUUUGUAGAGUGCAAGUUUCAACAUGUUUAUAGAGAAGGCAAUCGGGUUACUCAUAUUCUUGCCCGAUUUGCUUGGAACGUUGAGAGUAUCUCAAUGUGGUAUGAUUGUUGUCCAGACUUUAUUUCUUAA